AUGAAUCAAGAUUAUGGCAUAACUGCAAAUUCAAAGCAUUAUACUUGCAUGAUUGAUCUUCUGGGUCGAGCUGGUCGCCUAGAUGAGGCUCAAAAUGUGAUAAAAAAUAUGCCUUUUGAACCAGAUGCUGCAACAUGGGGUGCUCUACUUGGUGCGAGUAGGAUUCACGGCAGUACUGAACUAGGAGAAAAGGCUGCUGAGAUGAUUUUCAAGAUGGAGCCCAAUAAUGCAGGGAUGUAUGUCCUCCUUUCAAAUUUAUAUGCGGCAUCAGGUAGAUGGCGUGAGGUUGGGAAGAUGAGAUUGAAAAUGAGGGAUACAGGCAUAAGGAAAGUGCCUGGGUAUAGUUGGGUUGAAGUGCAGAACAAGAUCCACACAUUUUCAGUUGGGGACUCUAUCCAUCCUGAGAGGGAUACAAUAUAUGCCUACUUAGAAGAGUUGGAUUUAUGGAUGAAGCGGGAUGGCUAUGUUUCUGCUACAAAAUUGGUUUUACACGAUGUUGAAGAGGAGGAAAAAGAGCAUAUGCUCAAGUAUCACAGCGAAAAAUUAGCUGUUGCAUUUGGAAUUCUCAAAAUACCGGCUGGGAGACCAAUCCGGGUGAUGAAAAACUUACGUGUGUGUGAAGACUGCCACACUGUGAUCAAACACAUAUCCAAGAUUGUGGGAAGAUUGAUAAUUUUGAGGGAUUCAAACCGCUUUCACCACUUCAGUGGUGGUGUGUGUUCUUGUGGAGAUUAUUGGUAA
This is a messenger RNA of Ilex paraguariensis (yerba mate), 741 nucleotides long. The record is from the annotation of a GenBank genome assembly. Lineage: Eukaryota; Viridiplantae; Streptophyta; Magnoliopsida; Aquifoliales; Aquifoliaceae.